AUGCAAAGGACCCUGUCGGAUUUCAAAAAAGCAUUUGGAACGCAUUUUGUUAAGAUUAUUACAAUUGGUGGCAUUUAUAGAAGUGAGUUCAGUCUUGAAUCAUCAAUCCUAAAUACAACAGUUGACACAGAUUUCAAUAUUAAACAAGCAGCAGAAUUUAAAUUUACACUUUUGGCAGAAGAUAAUAAUUAUGCUGCAGUUAAGAGACAAGUUUCACCAUUAUUUGAAUUGUUUGAUAAACAAUAUCUACAAGCAUCAUUUAAUGAACAAUUUUGGAAUGACUAUGGUGUCAAACUUUCUGAUGCGGUUAAAAAUGUAACUCUGACAUUCUAUGAAUAUAAUGCACAUCGUGGUUGCCUGAAUAUUAAUAGUGAACAUUUUAAUCCAUAUGCAAAUUUACAUGAUGAAAACGCUUGCAAUACUGUUGCACAUAAAUAUCGUUUUGGAGGACUUUUCACUGGAAAGUGUCGAAAAAUAAAAAAUGUUUUAGGAGGAGAUCACAGUUGUAUCUCUAAUUACAGUCAGCAUGCUGUUUUUCAAAAUGUGAAUCCAAAGUUUAACCUAUAUUUCUGUUAUAGCAGUGAACCAUUUUCUGCACAUCAAACACAACAUGUAUAUUUUGGAGGAAUCUAUACAGAUGUUUUUAAAAAUCCAGUAACAAAAGAUUACAGUUGCCCAUCAGGAUAUGACAUAAUUAAACCAUUGGUUAUUUUUAAAUCUGACUCAUGA
This is a messenger RNA of Didymodactylos carnosus, 729 nucleotides long. Lineage: Eukaryota; Metazoa; Rotifera; Eurotatoria; Philodinida; Philodinidae. The record is from the annotation of a GenBank genome assembly.